Pseudocercospora fijiensis CIRAD86 is the source of this 498-nucleotide messenger RNA. RefSeq lists its product as uncharacterized. NCBI's taxonomy places the organism in Eukaryota, Fungi, Ascomycota, Dothideomycetes, Mycosphaerellales, Mycosphaerellaceae. The coding region runs from base 1 to 498 and encodes 165 amino acids. The transcript has 6 exons. The record is from RefSeq and is a predicted model, not a curated record.
AUGGUUGCAUCCGUGUCAAUGUUGCCAGGAGCUCGUAUCAGUCAGACUUUCCACCGUAGCAUCUGGCUGCCAGGUCUACUCGAUUGUGCCAUACGAACAGCCAUUGCCGCAUCAUCUUCCUGGCGUGCUCCAUGUUCUUCGCGUCACGAUCACGAUCUGCCGUCGCUGCAAUCUAUGCGCAAUUUCUCCGUGCCUCCGGCCGCAGGCAAUGGGAGGCUUCCUUAUGCCGUGCUCUGCACGGACCUCAGCUACAAUUUCGGAGACAUACGUCAUCACAGACAGAUACAGCCAGCCUUCUCCCUGCUUUCUCGCUUUUCGAUUGGAUAUCCACGUAGCCUGAUCGCACAAGUCUUAGCCACUCUGGCUUUACCUUCCCUCGGUUGUUUAUUUUGGAGGGUUGCAGCUGCCCGGCACAAUUCGCGCCUGCCUGGCACAAUUGGUAGCCUUCUCUUUGCGCUUGGUGGUUGGGCCCAAUUUCCCAAUUUUCAAUUGGCCUAA